AUGGAGGCUCAUACCAUGGAAGCUAUGUCAUCCGAGGGGAUCCAAGAUUCAGGAUCCAAGAUUCAGGAUCCAAGAUUCAGGAUCCAAGAUUCAGGAUCCAAGAUUCAGGAUCCAAGAUUCAGGAUCCAAGAUUCAGGAUCCAAGAUUCAGGAUCCAAGAUUCAGGAUCCAAGACUCAGGAUACAUGAACACAGCGUCUCUCUUCUCUCUCACCUCUCACCUCCCCCUUCUCACCUCUUUAAUACAGAGUAGGGGCUCAAGAGUUGGAAAUCAGGAAUUGGAAACCAGGAAUUGGAAACCAGGAAUUGGAAAUCAGGAAUUAGAAACCAAGAAUUGGAAAUCAGGAAUUGGAAAAAUCAAUAAACGACUUUUAAUACUUAAUUCAGAGAUAAAUGCAAAGAAGCAGAGAAGCGCAGCGUAG
This is a messenger RNA of Botrytis deweyae, 420 nucleotides long. RefSeq lists its product as uncharacterized. NCBI's taxonomy places the organism in Eukaryota, Fungi, Ascomycota, Leotiomycetes, Helotiales, Sclerotiniaceae. The record is from RefSeq and is a predicted model, not a curated record. The transcript is spliced from 2 exons. The coding region runs from base 1 to 420 and encodes 139 amino acids.